This is a messenger RNA of Brachypodium distachyon (stiff brome), 562 nucleotides long. RefSeq names its product TPD1 protein homolog 1. Gene Ontology annotation, biological process: cell fate determination. The transcript is spliced from 2 exons. The coding region runs from base 50 to 436 and encodes 128 amino acids. The record is from RefSeq and is a predicted model, not a curated record. Lineage: Eukaryota; Viridiplantae; Streptophyta; Magnoliopsida; Poales; Poaceae.
GCACACACAUACAUAUAUACCUGAAUUAGACAUCACUGUAACGAGUAUCAUGGAAGCCAAGCUGGCAGCGAUUCUUCUGGCUUGCUUGCUGUGUUGCAUCAUCAACUUCGGUGUGGCGGCCCACUGCUCGCUGUCCGACAUCUUGGUGACCCAGACCGGCACCGGCGGGUGGGCGCACGGGCAGCCGGAGUACGCGGUGACGGUGAAGAACACGUGCGGGUGCCCGCAGUCGAGCGUCACGGUGGCCUGCGACGGGUACAACACCACACUGGAGGUCGACCCGGCCAAGCUCCGCUACGACGGCAACGGGAAGCCCUGCCUCCUCAACAACGGCGCAGCAGUGGUGCAGGGCACCGACGUCACCUUCAGCUACGCCUGGAGCACGCAGUUCAAGUUCCAGCCGAUCUCGUCCACUGUGGUGUGCGUAGAUCAGUAGAGAUACUGAGUGAUGGAUGAAUAAGAACGAGUUUUUAGAGAAAAUACCAAGAGUUUUUGGAAGAAAAAUGGUAACCGGAGGCAAUAUAGUGUGUACGUUCAGUGCGCGCACGCAAUUGCUACUCCU